CGAAGAACCAACGGCGAGCAGCGCAAUUCAAACAGAAAGACGGAGGAAGAGUGUGGGAAGUCGCUUCCUUCGCUCGCUCCGAAACGUGUACAACACUAUGUGCUGUACAUCAAAUUGAUGCGUGAAGACGGUUGAGGUGGCCGACCGACUCACUGCCGAUGUUUAUGUGCCUGCCUCCAUGCCCUGAUUUAGGAAGAGGGUCCAAGUACGUCCUCCUCGUCUAUUGCCAACGUUCACCUGGAGGUCGCGGAAGAAGCAGCACGGAAGCGUCCUCCGUAUACGUGCCGAGCCGAAGUGGUUUCCAGUCAACCGCUGCUAUAUAGGCAUCACCGGCGCCACCACACGCUCUGCUUCCUUCAAGGACCCUCGCCUGCAACUCAUUGCCUUCCUCAUCCCUCCCCUAAACGCAUAACAUGGUCUUCGGUCUUACCGCCGUGGCCGCCAUGGCCAUCCUGGCAGCCGCCAACGGUGCUCAAGCUGCCCCGGCCGCUGCCAACCCGCUGUCGAACAUCAAGCACAUCGUCCUCUUUAUGCAAGAAAACCGAGCAUUUGAUCAUUACUUUGGCACCAUGGCUGGUGUCCGUGGCUUCAAAGACCCAAAUGUCGUCAUCAGCCAGAACACCAAAAAGGAUGCCUUCCAUCAGCAGGUUGACAGCACCGUCACCCCCAAGCCACCUGCGGGAGUGACGGAGCUGCAGCCCUGGUGGAUCAACGCUGCGGGUGGUGACAGCCUCGACCGAUACCAGUGCAUGCUGGCUGGAUCGAAUGGCUGGCAACAGAACCACGCUGCCUGGAACAAGGGCAACAUCGACCGAUGGGCCCUCAACAACACUGGUUACUCGCUUGGCUACUAUACCAGGAACGACCUGCCGUUCCACUACGCCUUGGCUGAUGCUUUCACCAUCGGUGAUGCUUACCAUGAGUCUGUGAUUGCUGCGACAAACCCUAACCGUGUCAGCUGGGGUAGUGGAACGAACGGAAUCAGCCAGCACAAGGCUGGUUUGGGCGGCCCUGUUGUCGACAACAACGACUCGCCCGGCUGCGAAACAUCCCCAGACGGAUCUCAGUAUAGCUGUUACCCCUUCAAGUGGAAGACCGUUCCCGAAUACCUUCAAGGGGCCGGCAUCUCUUUCUUUUCGUACCAGAACCAAGACAACUUUGGCGACAACCCCUUUGCCUACUUUGAGCAGUACCAGACUGCGCCCAAGAACUCUUCGCUCGUCACCAACGCCAACUCCUUCGCUGGUCUGCAGAAGUUCUACGAUGAUGCCAAGGCCGGGACAUUGCCAGAGGUCUCUUACAUUGUUGGUCCCACUGACCUCUCUGAGCACCCGCCAUAUGGACCCCUCGAUGGAGCUUGGCUGCAACAGCAGGUUGUCAAUGCUGUCCUGAACGGCAAGAAUUACGAUUCGACAGCAUUGAUCAUCUCCUACGAUGAGACAGGAGGAUGGGGUGACCAUGUCAUGUCGCCUCACCCCCCAACCUCGGAGACUGACGAAUACAUGAUCGACCCAUUCAACCCCAGCCUUGGCAACCAACCCAAUGGUCCCGGCUUCCGCCUUCCCUUCACCAUCGUGUCGCCAUGGACGCGCAGUGGAGGUGUCUUUACGGAGACUUCUGCUCACGAGUCGCAGAUUCUUUUCCUUGAGCAGUGGGCUCAGGCCGUCGGCAAGCCUUUUACAUCGAAAGAGAUUACCUCGUGGAGGAGGAGCCAACUUUCGGACCUGACCCGCGCCUUUGACUUCUCCAAGUCCGACACUUCCAAGCCUACUCUGCCUACCAUUCGCCAGGCUUCUCAGGAUGCCAACGGACAGUACAAUGGCGCCAGUGUAUGCCAGAAGAAGUACGGCAACGUCCAGCCUACGAUUCCGUACAGCAACACCCAGGCCGGCCCUACCGUCGAGAAAGGCUUCAAGCAGAUCCGAGGCACGCCAACCGAGGGUCGAUACCUGACUAUCGAGUCGGACCAAGGCACAGCGCUGUCAUACGACAGCAAGGCUACAAAGCUUGGUGUAAGCCAGGCUAAGUCCGACCACUCGGAUCCUCUCACCCGCUUCGUCUUGCACGCAGCCAGCCCAGAUGCCAACAACCAGGUCUUUACCCUGUCAACGGCGUCGAGCGACCCCAUCAAGUACAUCGCAAGCGAUCUCUCGCUCACCGACGCCAGCAAGGCCGGCAAAUUCAAGCUGCAAGACCAGGCGAACGGCAAGGGAUACCUCAUCACGGAGACUUCCUCCAACAAGCCCGUCAACAUUCAAAAGGACAAGGCCAGCCUCAGUGCCACCCCCCCCAAGAUCGAGAUCUUUUCCGUUACCUUCUAAAAUGAUUGUUCUUGUCUCGUUGCGUUGCGAGACUACCGUGAAUGAUGAUACAUCUUUUGUCUG
Acaromyces ingoldii is the source of this 2384-nucleotide messenger RNA. RefSeq names its product putative phospholipase C. Lineage: Eukaryota; Fungi; Basidiomycota; Exobasidiomycetes; Exobasidiales; Cryptobasidiaceae. Gene Ontology annotation, molecular function: hydrolase activity, acting on ester bonds. Bases 414 to 2321 code for a protein of 635 amino acids. The record is from RefSeq and is a predicted model, not a curated record. The transcript is spliced from 4 exons.